Oldenlandia corymbosa var. corymbosa is the source of this 2607-nucleotide messenger RNA. The record is from the annotation of a GenBank genome assembly. NCBI's taxonomy places the organism in Eukaryota, Viridiplantae, Streptophyta, Magnoliopsida, Gentianales, Rubiaceae.
CGCCUAGAAAUGCUUAUUCAAUUUGAAUUUGAUGAAUAAACACUUUUAAUAUAUAAAUAAUAAAUUUAUAUUAAAUUAAAAUUUAAUCGAAUGAUUAUUUUCGGAGUGGGCAAUUACAAACUGCCUAAUAGGGCCCAAAUUUGUCGAUCCCAAAAUGUAGCCCAUUAAAACUUCCCAAAGACAGUGGCCUUUUGUGAAAGUAUCCACAAAUAAGAAAGAUACCAAAAAUGAAGGGAAAUUAUUGGAAGAGCCAGUACACAAAAAGUCCACUCCAAAGACAGACGACAUAUUUUGACCCCCUUGACCUCCUCCUCCUCCUCCUACCUCAUUUCCUUUCCGGCUGGCGGGGAGAGUCGGAGAUCAUCCGCCGCCCAGAUCCACCAUCAAAUCCGGCCAAAAUGGACUUUCACCGAGGCCCCGGUGGAUCUCCUUCCUCAUCCACCUCCUCCGUUGACAUCAACCCCAACAAUUCUACUUCCUAUCAUCAUCACCAUCACCACCAACAAAAUGGUGGUGGUUCCCGUCACAACGCCACCACCCCAAAUCACAACAACAACCACGCUGACCCAAUGCAUUCUUGGUGGGAAUCCAUCUCCAAAGCCCGUACCCGAAUCCAUCUCCUAUCUACCCUCCUUCCCGAAACAUCUUCCGUUCUUACCUCCCUUGCCGACUCCGACCGCCCCGCCCGCUCCCUUCUCCUCUCAUCCGCCGCCUAUUCAGCGGUUUCCUCCUCUCUUUCCUCCCCAAAUUCCGGGUCCGGUGAUGACCCUUUUUGCCAGUGGCUUUACGAAACCUUCCUUUCGGGGGACCCUGACCUCCGCCUUGUUGUUCUCUCUUACAUCCCUCUCCUCUCCUCCGUUUACCUUUCCCGGAUUCAUUCCUCCUCCUCCACUACCUCCGCCGUCCUCUCCGCCACCCCUUCACUCGCCGGAUUUGAAGCAGUUCUCCUUGUAUUGUACUCUUCCGAAGUCAAGGCUCGUUCCGGGAAGCCCAUAUUGAUUUCUAUACCCGAUCUCUCUCAACCUUCUCUUUACCACAACCCUCGAAACAACAUUCCAAACAAAUCAACCCCUUCCAGCAAAUCUCCUCCUCAACCUCCUCCUCGUCCGGUUCAAGUUGGCGUCUUGUCUCCCCCACUUGAGCCCCAGAUGGCUGUCAAGUCAACUAAGCGGGCCGGCAUCGUCGGCAUUGCCCUGGAUUGUUAUUAUAAACAGAUCUCACAAAUGCCCAGUUGGUCUAAGCUUCAUUUUUGUGAAUUUGCAGCUGAUUGGGCUGCUCAGGAUUGCCCUUGUAAAUCUGAUUUUGACGAUUUUGCAGUCCAGAAACCCGAUAAUUUUGCGGAAAGUAGCAACGGGUCUCCUGAUAAUUUAAGUUGCAAUGAGAUUGAGGAUGUGGCGGAAGGAAUUCAGGAUUUGAGGAUAGAGGGGAGUAAUGAGGAUUUGAGGCCGAACAAGGGGGUGAGGAUUCCCCUUCCAUGGGAGUUGUUACAGCCUAUGCUGAGAAUUUUGGGGCAUUGCUUGUUGGGGCCUUUGAAUUCAGAGGAUGUGAAGGAUGCGGCAUCCGUGGCGGUUCGAUGUUUGUAUGCUAGGGCCUCCCAUGACUUGAACCCGCAGGCAAUUUUGGCUACUAGAAGUUUGGUUCAGCUGGAUAAGAGGGCUCGUGAGGCUGCGGCAGCAGCUUUGGCUGCCGCUGCUGCUUCCAAUGCCAAUACUCCCAGUAAGGCUAAAAAGCAGCCAGAGAUGCUUUUGGUUGCCAAAUAACUCUUGAAGUUUUGAUUUUCAGCUUCCUUUAGAUGUGUGCGAGAUUGAAUGUGUCAUUGUGUAAGUAGAGAUGUAGAUUAUUAUAUAUAUCGUUGUGGUUUCAGUAGCUUGCUAGUCUUUUAACUUGAAACGAAAGUUAUCUACAACAUUGUGUAAUAUUAUUACUUUGAUGUGAACAUUUGAUCUAGUGCCUACAUAUAGUUGGGGUUUGGUUGGUCCAUCUUACUUCUUGCCAGUUAGGUUGUUCUGUCUGUUUAAUAUUGGAAUUUGUUUUUUUUCUUCCAUUUCCAAAAGCCUUUCUUUUGAUUAACAGCUUCCUUGCAAGGUUAGUUUUUGCUUCCCAAUGAAUGAUGAUGACUCUGUACCAUCUUCACCUGAUUAAAAUUAGCAUGUUACUGUCUCCAUUUUCGGUCAAUUUCCUAUGCUUAUGGAUUUCAUUCCUUAUGCAGAUGUUGUAUUCAUAUGAGUUAGGCAUUGCUUGUUUGGUCGAUAAGCUGGUACACUCUACACUGGUGAUACUUAUGUAGAAAUCAGUACUGACUUUUUGAAUAGUGAGUAUUUACUGGUUGGCACAUGUUAAAUAAAGUGGGUGCUACCUUGUUUCAAAUGGUUUAGCUCUGUAGGGUUUUAACUAGUGGUUCAGGUGGAGGUUUGGGCUGAUAUUAUAGGCGAACAGAGUUCCUUUGAUGUAUGUUAGGGUUUAGGUGUAAAUGACAUUGAUUAGCAAAUCAACAAGUUGUUUGCAGAAGAAAAUAAACCUGAAUGGAACUGAAUGAGCAUGAACUUCUGUAACUGCGUUGAAUGGUUUGCAGUGAUGACUUUAUUUUUCAUGGAACAUGCUUCUCCC